ACCAAACAAAUAUGUUAGGUUGGCAGUAAAGUUUAUGAUGUUGGCAACCCUUACAAUAAAAGUUUAGUUCUGAUCUUGCCUCCCACUUGAGAGUGUGUGAUUUUGUGUUGUGAACCCUGAGAGCACCCUGAGAGGGUUUGAGUUGAACUGAGCACUCUGGGACAGUGUCCAGAGUCUAGAGAAGUGUGUCCGGGUCUAAGAGAGACCGCUCGGACGUAUCAAAAGUGGCGACGAGGGCCGAAAACUGAGUCGGCGAGAACCACGUGUUGACGGUGAGGCUGACGCAAGAGGGUCAGCGUGAGGCAAGAAAUCCGGAAAUAUCAAGAGCAUCCGGACAGUGGUCGCAAAGUGGAUGUUUCAAGAGUGGGACAUCCAUUUUGCGGUUAAGGACUUGACUGGAGACGACAGUGACACAAAGAAGAGGAACAUGUUUCUGGACAAUCAGGACCCUGAAUCUUUUGCGGUGGCUGAGAAAGUGUGCCCAGAGGGAGUAAUGAAGGUGAAGUACACAGAGUUGACUAAGAGACUGAGUGAGUACUACCAAGGACAAGAACCUAAGAAAAUUGUCUACAAGCAUGAAUUCAAUACAAGAGUGCAGAGACAGGACGAGGCAGCGGCUGUCUACAUUGCAGAGUUGACCAGUUUGGCUACCAAAAGUGGUUAUAAGGACAAAGAUGAAGUGUUGGUAGCAAGACUCAUCUCUGGUCUGAGAGACAACAAGUUAAGAGAGAAGCUGUUAGCAGAAGAUGACAAAACAUUGACUCUGCAGUUUGUCAAGAACAAGAUCAUGGCUCAUGAAGCAGCAGAGAAGAGCGCACAGUCCCUGGAGUCGAGAGCAGCUGUGGAUGUGCACCGAAUUGGGCCGCCUAGAAGGCAGUUCAAUGUGAAGAAGCCUGACAGCAGAGGAAGUCAGCAGCAAGGCCAGCUGGCUGGGAAAAGCUGGCAGUGUUAUGCUUGUGGACAAAGUGGACAUUUCAAGAAAGAUUGCAAGUUCAAAAAUUCAAAGUGUUUGAAAUGCAAGAAGGAAGGGCAUAUUGCCAAAGUGUGCAACCUCAAUGGACACAGAGCUUACCAAAUGGAUGGCCAAGACCUGGACGAGGAGGAAGAAGAGGGUGGACCAGAGGAGAAGGAGCAGUAUUUGGCUGUGACCAACUACCUUCUUCAAGUGGAGUCGUCCUCGCCAGCAAUCUCGGCGACUGAGAAGGUGAUGUUGGACGUGCCUGUCCAAGGCAAAUUGCUGACGAUGGAGGUGGACACAGGCGCCACAUUCAGUUUGAUUGGACAUUCGACGUACUGUGAGUUUUUCAGACAGACACUCCUGCUCCCAAGCCGUGUCAGAAUGAAAGCUUGGGGUCAGGACGGAGAAAUUGCUGCCCUUGGCCGAGUUCAAGUGCAAUUGCAGCCAAAGGGCAAGCAAGAAGUUCUGCUGGACCUGCUGGUGAUGGACAGAGAUGGUCCGUCAUUGUUGGGCCGAAACUGGUUCGAGCCCUUGGGAAUUAAAGUGGGGCUGCCAAAGCUCAGUGGAGGGAAAUUAGAAGAGAAAAUAAAUGUGCAGCAAGAAUUACCUUCAGUGUACAAAAUGAAUUCAGUGCCACCUGAAUUUCAGGACUUGAGAGAGGUUUUUGAGCCGUCUUUAGGCAAGUUUAAGGGUGGUAAAAUUUCCAUUCCCUUAAAGCCGGGAGCAAAACCGGUGCAGCUACCUGCUAGACAAGUGCCAUUUGGACUUUUGGAGAAAGCGGAUAAAGUUCUUGAAGAGUUAGAGAAGAAGAAAGUAAUUGAGAAAGUGCUUUUUAGUGAGUGGGCCACCCCUGUGGUUUACGUAGAGAAAGGAAACGGAGUUAGAUUGUGUGCAGACUACAGUGCGACUGUGAAUCCGGCGUGCGCGUCGGCUGAGUUUCCCGUGCCGUCGAUUGAAAAGCUCCUGAGCUCUGUGAAGAAGGGCUGUUUCUUUACGAAGAUCGACCUGGCUGAUGCCUACCUACAGUUUGAAGUGGACGAGGAGUCUUCAAUGCUACUUGUGAUUACGACACAUCGGGGUAGGUUUCGUUUCCUUCGGCUGCCUCCCGGCCUUUCAAUUUGCCCGCCAGUUUUUCAAGAGAAGGUUUAUAAAGUGCUGGUGGGGCUAAAGGGCGUGUUCAUUUAUUAUGACGACUUGUUAUUGUUUGCUGAAACGAAGAAAGAAUUGACACUGCUUUCUCGAGCAGUACUCCAACGACUUCUGGAAAAUGGGCUGAGAGUGAAAAUCUCAAAGUGUGAAUUCCUUGUUCCAGAGUUGACCUACUUGGGUUACAAAUUCACCCAGGAUGGGGUGCUGCCAACUGACGAGAAGUUGAAGGCCCUGGCUGAGAUGCCCUCCCCUAAGAAUGUGGAAGAGCUGCGAGCUUGGCUGGGGCUUUUGAAGAAAGGCGUGGCUUACGAGUGGACUCAAGAGUGCGAGAAAGCUGUACGAGAGGUCAACAAGAGUCUGCAAGAGACUGUGGCCUUGUCAUACUACGACGCCAAAAAGCCAAUUCGUCUUGCCUGUGAUGCCAGUCGUCGAGGUUUGGGAGCAGUUUUGAGCCAUCUGGACGACAAGGGAAACGAGGUACCUGUAUUUUUCGCCUCAAGAUCUUUGAAUACGAGUGAAAAAAAUUAUUCACAGAUUGAACUGGAAGCUUUGGCCAUCGUCUGGGGCGUCAAGAAAUUCAAGCAAUUCCUGUGGGGGCGUCCAUUUGAAUUAUUGACUGAUCAUAAACCCCUGCUGGGUGUGUUUGGAAAGGGAAAACCGAUGGCUGAAGCACUGCCUUCGAAAUUAAAAAGGUAUUGUCUAGUUUUGCGAGACUAUGACUUUGAAUUGAAACAUUGCCCUGGAAAACUAAACGCAAAUGCUGAUUGUUUGUCCAGACUACCACUGCCUGCCUUGGCUGCGGAGGAGGAAGAAGAGGAAGAGACAAAGAUUGCUUUCCUUCAAGUCUUGGAAAGUGGUUCAACUGAGCAGCUGCCAACUCUGCAAGAGCUGCAAGCUGCUUCCCAACAAGAUGAAUCACUUCAAACAGUCAUCAGGAAAUUGCGCCAAGGUACUUCGCCAACUGCGUUACCCAUAGAAUUUCAAGAAUUCCAAAAAAGGUGGCUGGACUUGAAAGUGACUAAUGGAGUUUUAACCUUUUUAGGUCGGGCAGUGGUACCUCCGAAUUUGAGGACCAGAAUUCUGAACUUGCUGCACCUAAACCAUUUUGGAAUUGUCCGAAUGAAGACUUUGGCUCGCUCUUAUUUCUGGUGGCCACACAUCGAUGAAGAAAUUGAGCGGCUCUGCAAAUCUUGCUUGCCCUGCUCUCUGGUCAACCCUGCUAACAGCAAAGCGCCAGUAAUCCCUUGGAGUCUGCCUCACCGACCUUGGGGCAGAGUUCAUUUUGAUUUCCUCGAGGUGAGACGAGGCCAGGCUUUCAUCGUGGCUGCGGAUGCCUUGUCCAACUGGAUCGAUGCGGAGCGAGUCAACAACAUGGAUGCAGCCACUGUCAUCAAAUUUGCCAGAAAACUUUUCAGAAUGCAAGGAGUUUGUGAUGUGGCAGUCUGCGACAAUGGCCCAGGAUUCAGAGCAGAGGAAUUUAAGAAGUUUUGCGAGGACAAUGGUGUGGAGCUGAUUUAUUCUCCACCUUACAGCCCACAGACCAAUGGCCAGGCUGAGAAAGCGGUUCAAACAGUCAAGAGAUUUUUGAAAAAAGUUCCUGAGAAGGAUUGGGACAACAAGUUGGACAGUUUCUUACUUGGCCAUAAUUCCACACCAUCUGAAAGGACUGGAAUUGCACCAGCGGAGUUCAACUUGGGCAGGAAGCCACUCACUUUGCUUGACAAACUCCGUCCAGAAGCUGCAGCACUGAAGGGGCGAGCUGACCGAGACAGGAAGGUGGUCGAAGCUCUCCGUCAGAAGCCAAUUCAGCCCUUGUCUGAAAAUCAACCUGUCGUGGUCCGGAGCUACCGCAACCCAAAGCAGAGAUGGGAGCCGGCGGUGGUGCUGAAAGAUUUAGGCCCACGACGAGUGAUGGUCGAGACGGAUGCUGGAACAACGGAGCGCCACAAGGACCAGGUGAAGAAAAUUCUGCAACCUCCUAGCUCUCCAGUUUCCCAACCACAGCCAAGUCCGAGACGAGUCGGACCUCAAGAACCAGCAACUGCUUUCGAACCCCAGCCAAUUGACCAAGAUCCAGAUGGCCUGCCUCCAGAACCCCCAGAGGCCACUCCAAUUGAAGUGCCAGAAAAAGCAGCGCCUGAAGCAAAGCCCCCAGAAACCCAAAAGCCUGUGACCCCCAGUCGUCCCCAAAGGGACAGAAAAUUACCCGAAUAUUUGAAGGAUUUUGUUUUGAGCAAGAAAAAGUGAAUGAGAGUGACAGGGUAUUCAGCCUUAAAUUAGCUUUGAAAAUUUCAAUUGUUUAAGGUUAGGAAAUACUUGUCAAUUUAAUUUUCUUUCAAAAUUCUUUAUUUGCAAUGUGAGUUUCAAUCUAGAGGAGGAGGUGUUAGGUUGGCAGUAAAGUUUAUGAUGUUGGCAACCCUUACAAUAAAAGUUUAGUUCUGAUCUUGCCUCCCACUU
This is a messenger RNA of Neocloeon triangulifer, 4564 nucleotides long. RefSeq lists its product as uncharacterized. The transcript has 2 exons. The record is from RefSeq and is a predicted model, not a curated record. Lineage: Eukaryota; Metazoa; Arthropoda; Insecta; Ephemeroptera; Baetidae. The coding region runs from base 353 to 4354 and encodes 1333 amino acids. Gene Ontology annotation, molecular function: zinc ion binding; nucleic acid binding. Gene Ontology annotation, biological process: DNA integration.